AUGAAACUUGAGAAUUGCUACACUCUCAUUGUUUGUGGUAGUGCAUUGAUGACAACACAAAAGAAGAAAAAGAAGAAAAGGGCAAGCCUAAGAACAUUGUGGAGGAAAAUCAAGAGGGAAAAGAGGAGGUUUUUUAUGAGUUCUUCAACGGUGGUUCAUUUCCAAUAUGAUCCCAGCUCCUACUCACACAACUUUGAUGAUGGUUAUUCCACCGACCCAGAUUGCAUUUCUCGCUCUUUUUCAUCUCGAUUUGCAGCACUUCCCUCCAAGAUUUUCUUCAAGAAUAAUAAUGCUCAAAUGGUGGAUGAUGUAGAUAAUAACAAGUUUAAGAGCAGCACAGUGUUAUAG
Arachis stenosperma is the source of this 348-nucleotide messenger RNA. RefSeq lists its product as uncharacterized. The record is from RefSeq and is a predicted model, not a curated record. Bases 1 to 348 code for a protein of 115 amino acids. The transcript has a single exon. Lineage: Eukaryota; Viridiplantae; Streptophyta; Magnoliopsida; Fabales; Fabaceae.